Molecule: messenger RNA, 1810 nt
Organism: Musa acuminata AAA Group (dessert banana)
Lineage: Eukaryota; Viridiplantae; Streptophyta; Magnoliopsida; Zingiberales; Musaceae
Exons: 3
Coding region: 290-1651 (453 amino acids)
Molecular function (GO): protein binding
Source: RefSeq, a predicted model, not a curated record
UUCGCGUGUCGAGGGCAGAGGAGCGCGAGAUAUGCUCGUCGAGUUCGGCUCUACCAUUUGCAUCGAGGACGAAACGGUCUCGCCCCGUCGUCGCUAGGUUUUUGGAGGCCGGUUCGGAGUCGGCUCUCCCUCCGAAGAAAGGAGCAUUAACCCUAGAAUCCAGAGGUAUUCAAAUCGGAAAUUUAAUCUUUUUCGAUGUAGCGUCGGUGAUUGAAUCAUCUUCCUCGUCCAAACCCUAGAAUUCUCUCGCGGCUUCUGAGGAAAAACUCGUUCGUUUGUUCGUAUACCGAUGAUCGGAAACGAUGCAGGCAUCGACUGGGACCAAGCUGUUCAUGUUUACAUGAAUGUGAUUGCCUGUGAGAGUGAAGAUUUGCAGAUCAAAGCCACUAUUCAGCUUGCCCGUUUGUCGAAGGACGCACCGGAGGCCAUCUUGGCAAGCACCAUUCCCGUUCUUGUAGACCUCCUAUCUUCCACAUCACGGAUGCAAGAAGCAGCUGUGUAUGCUUUAAGCUGCAUCGCCCACAAGCAUGAUGGUCGCUUAUGCCCCAUGAUUUGCCAAUUGGAAGCAAUCUCUUUACUUCUUAGGCUACUUCCAACGUCUAAAGAAGGGCUGAGGAGAACAUUGCUUAAGUGCCUUCGGACUUUGGUAUCUUUUGAUGGUCCCAGUAGGUUGAUUCUAGCAGCAAAUGGUGGUCUGGAUAUCACACUAGAUUUGUUGUCUAGAUGCACUGAUGAUACAAGGUGGUACUUAUUGGAGAUUCUCACUGCCUUGGCUUUGUUGAGAGAAGUGAGACGAGUAUUAACGGGCUUUGAUGUCCUCAGGUUUCUUGUUGAAGCUUUAUCAAAUGGUAAAAUGAUAUCGAGAGCACGAGCUGCCCAAACCAUUGGGGUGCUCGCGAUUUCGAGGAGAGUCCGGCAGAAACUUGUUGAUUUGGGGGUCAUUCCGGCGCUCAUUGGUUUUCUAAAGGAGGCUGAUUCCUCUUAUAGGCUAGUUGCGGGAAAUGCUCUUGGUAUAAUCUCCUCUCAUGUUGACUACCUUAGGCCAGUAGCUCAAGCCGGUGCAAUCCCAUUGUUUGUGGAACUGCUCAAAGGACCUGAACCCCUUGGGAAAGAAAUUGCCGAAGAUGCUUUUUGUGUAUUAGCCGUGGAAGAGGAGAAUGGUGUCAUGAUAACAGAGGAGAUGGUGAGGGUUCUUGAGGGUGAUGCUGACGACGCAAAAGGUGCAGCUUUAGAUAUUGUAUGGGAUCUAGCGGGGUACAGGCAUUCCAUCUCUGUUGUCAGAGAAUCAGGUGCAAUUCCAGUUUUGGUAGACCUCCUGCGUAACAUGGAUGGCAAUCUUAGAGAGAAAGCAUCUGGUGCUAUUGCACAAUUAAGUUAUGAUGCAGCAAACAGGGAAGCUAUUGUGGAAGCUGGUGCCAUUCCUGUUCUUAUUGACCUUUUGAGAGGUGAUCCGGAGGAGGUCAGGGAAUAUGCAGCGGAAUGUCUACUUAAUUUUGCAGAAGAUCCUUUGCAUCGGGAGCGAGUCUCUGAAGCCUACGCAGUUCCAUCUUUUCUGGCCAUACAAGAUAGGUUAAUUCGUAUCCGUGCCUCUGAUGAACAUAUUUUCAGGUCCAUGAGUACGCCGAACGUUGAGCGAUUCAUUUCACACUAAGAUUUGAUCUGCAUCUUCCGAGAUUAUGGUUUAAAGCUCACUUGCAAUUGUUAUCUUUUGCCUAGCUUAUGUGUUGUUUCGAAGUCCAAAAGUAUGUCCACCUUUUAACUUUGAUGUUGGGUAUUAGUAAUAAAGUUUGCUUCCGUGCAUCGUGUCUAA